Molecule: messenger RNA, 4275 nt
Organism: Choloepus didactylus (southern two-toed sloth)
Lineage: Eukaryota; Metazoa; Chordata; Mammalia; Pilosa; Megalonychidae
Gene: COL8A1
Product: collagen type VIII alpha 1 chain
Exons: 5
Coding region: 369-2606 (745 amino acids)
Molecular function (GO): protein binding
Source: RefSeq, a predicted model, not a curated record
CCACCUACUGUGAGGAGCAGCUCCUCCCACCUGCACAUAAAAGCCAAGUGCAUGUUACCAGCAGCGGAUCAGAGCACUUUCCUGAUCUUCUCUUCUGGGAGCCCCCAGCCUCUCUUUGGAUCUUACUUUCUCAAGGUGCUGUUCCAGAAGUGGAGCAGUGAGUGGUGAAGAAACAAAAACCACCAGCCCCAGGCGUUCCCCCGGCAGGCACAAGCAAGGGCAUUGGUCCUCAAUUCCACAGACCCGUCAAGUCUAAAUGAUGGAGACGUAAACCCAGGCUUCUCUGAGGCUGCCAUCAGGAAGACUAGGUGCCUGUGCAGUGAGCCUCAGGGUGGCCACAGAAGACAAGCUUUGCUGCUAAAAAGGUGAUGGCUGUGCCGCCCGCCCCUCUGCAGCUUCUGGGAGUGCUGCUUGCCAUCUCCCUGGGCUCCAUCAGGCUCAUUCAGGCUGGUGUCUACUAUGGGGUCAAGCCGCUGCCACCUCAAAUUCCUCCUCAGAUCCCACCACAAAUUCCACAAUACCAGCCCCUGGGCCAGCAAGUCCCUCACAUGCCUUUGGGCAAAGACGGCGCUGCCAUGGGCAAGGAGAUGCCCCACUUGCAGUACGGCAAGGAGUAUCUGCACCUACCCCAGUAUAGGAAGGAAAUGCCACAGGUGCCAAGAAUGGCCAAGGAAGCAGUCCCCAAGAAAGGCAAAGUAGAAAUACCACUAGCCAGUUUACGAGGUGAGCAAGGUCCCCGUGGAGAGCCUGGCCCAAGAGGACCCCCGGGGCCCCCUGGUUUACCAGGCCAUGGGAUACCUGGAAUCAAAGGAAAACCAGGGCCACAAGGAUAUCCAGGAAUUGGAAAGCCAGGUAUGCCUGGAAUGCCAGGAAAGCCGGGAGCCAUGGGAAUGCCUGGGGCAAAAGGUGAAAUUGGACCCAAAGGAGAGAUUGGGCCUAUGGGCAUCCCAGGACCACAAGGACCUCCAGGGCCUCACGGACUUCCUGGCAUUGGGAAGCCAGGUGGACCAGGGUUACCAGGACAACCAGGAGCAAAAGGUGAUCGUGGACCCAAAGGACCACCAGGACCUCCAGGCCUUCAGGGUCCUAAAGGAGAGAAGGGCUUCGGGAUGCCAGGUUUGCCAGGCCUGAAGGGCCCUCCUGGGGUGCCUGGCCCUCCCGGCCCUGUCGGACUUCCAGGAGUGGGCAAACCAGGAGUGACAGGCUUCCCUGGGCCUCAGGGCCCUCUGGGAAAACCAGGGCCUCCAGGAGAGCCUGGGCCACAGGGCCUUAUUGGGGUACCCGGGAUCCAAGGACCUCCUGGGAUGCCUGGAGUUGGAAAACCAGGCCAGGAUGGGAUCCCUGGCCAGCCAGGAUUUCCAGGUGGCAAAGGAGAGCAAGGGCUCCCAGGACUGCCAGGGCCCCCAGGCCUUCCAGGGAUUGGGAAACCAGGCUUCCCAGGACCCAAAGGUGACCGGGGUUUGGGGGGUCUGCCUGGACCUCUUGGACCGAGAGGAGAGAAAGGACCAGCAGGUGCCCCUGGAAUGGCAGGACCCCCAGGAGAGCCAGGCCUGCCUGGAAUCCCAGGUCCAAUGGGCCCUCCAGGUGCUAUUGGUUUUCCUGGACCUAAAGGAGAGGGUGGGGUUGUGGGGCCACAGGGGCCACCAGGUCCCAAGGGUGAGCCAGGGCUUCAAGGCUUCCCAGGAAAGCCAGGUUUUCUUGGUGAAGUGGGGCCCCCUGGUAUGAGGGGUUUGCCAGGUCCCAUAGGGCCCAAGGGGGAGGCUGGGCUCAAAGGUUUACCAGGGCUUCCUGGAAUUCCAGGGCUCCUUGGACCCAAGGGAGAACCAGGAAUCCCAGGGGAUCAGGGCUUACAGGGUCCCCCGGGCAUCCCAGGAAUUGUAGGCCCUAGUGGUCCCAUUGGACCACCUGGAAUUCCAGGCCCCAAAGGAGAACCAGGCCUCCCAGGGCCCCCUGGGUUCCCUGGAGUAGGGAAGCCGGGAGUAGCAGGACUUCAUGGCCCCCCAGGGAAGCCUGGUGCUCUUGGUCCUCAAGGCCAGCCUGGCCUUCCAGGGCCCCCAGGCCCUCCAGGGCCCCCAGGGCUCCCAGCUGUGAUGCCCCCUACACCGCCUCCCCGUGGAGAGUAUCUGCCAGAUAUGGGGCUAGGAAUUGAUGGAGUGAAAACCCCUCAGGCCUAUGGGGCUAAGAAAGGCAAGAAUGGAGUGCCAGCCUAUGAGAUGCCUGCAUUUACUGCCGAGCUGACAGCACCUUUCCCACCAGUGGGAGCCCCAGUGAAGUUUGACAAACUGCUCUAUAACGGCAGACAGAACUACAACCCACAGACGGGCAUCUUCACCUGUGAGGUCCCUGGUGUCUACUACUUUGUGUACCACGUUCACUGCAAGGGGGGCAACGUGUGGGUUGCUCUGUUCAAGAACAACGAGCCCAUGAUGUACACGUACGACGAGUACAAAAAAGGCUUUCUGGACCAGGCAUCUGGGAGUGCGGUGUUGCUGCUCAGGCCUGGAGACCGGGUGUUCCUGCAGAUGCCCUCAGAACAGGCUGCGGGACUGUACGCCGGGCAGUACGUCCAUUCCUCCUUUUCAGGAUAUUUAUUGUAUCCCAUGUAAAAAAAAAAAAAAAAAAGAGAGAGAGAGAGAGAGAAGAAAAAUGAAAAGAAAAUUAAAAAAGAGAUUAAAUGGAAGAAAAUGACACACACACGCACCAAAAAAAACACACAAUUGCUUAAAAACAUUUAAGUAGUUGGAAAGUGACAUCUAAGUGAAAAUUUGGACCUCCAUGUACAAAUAAAAACUAAAGUGGAUGUAAUGCUCUGCACAGCUGCUCAUAAUUGAAAACGAUGAGAUAGAUUUAUAUAUCAAGUACUGACACACAUGUUGUACCCACUGGAAUCAUAUUAGCUGGUGUAUCUUAUAUGCUACCAUGAUAACCUGCUUAUUCAGAUCAGUCAAAAUAUUUCAGUAUGAAAGAUCAUUGCUAAUGAAAGUCACUUAUAUUGUUUACUUUAAAAUAUUUAUAAAUAAGACUUAAAGAAGCAUCAGUGAUAGCAAUCAGGUACCAUAUUUACCUGCAUAAUUUCUUCUGUGUGUGUGCAGAUACUUUGCCAUGGAAGGUGGGGGAGAAGUUCAGCCCCAGAGGAAGCAGGGGAGAGAAUCAUGGUAGUGCUUUAGUCCAAGGGACGUUGCUCUCCUGUCUGAGGCUGUGUCUUUUAGGAGACAGAGCAGUCCUACUCAGAAUUGUGUCUCUGGUGUCUCUAAAAAGACAGGUGACCCAAUCAACCAUUGUGUAUUUACUCAGUGCCUUCCUUGUGCCUGGCACUGAGUGAGACACUUCUGUGGGAUGUAAGAUGGUGCCCCACAAGGCACAAACAAACCAGCAGGGAGACAUGAGCAAUAAUUAACUCAUCUACCCCUCAAGGUUUUCUUUUUUUAAUUUCUGAUAUUUCUUCCUCUUUGUUCUUUCCUCCAUGUAAUUUCCACUAUGGCCUAACUAAUAUAAACACUGGGAAGUUAUAAAAUGAUAAUAAUCCUGCCCCCUCCAGUUUUGCAGAAUGUUCAUUAUCAAAAGCAGUUAUCAAUUGUGUUUACAUGCAUAUAAAAACCCCCCACCUUCCCUACACACACAAAUGUCCACAAUGAAGUUUCAACCAUGAAGGAGCUAAUAUUUUUCAGUAGCUUUUGAAUUUUGAAGGAAUUUCCCUUUGUAGCAUAUAUGUAUAAUUGACAUGUCAUCUGAGGUUCCGAGUAAAUUUCCAAAAUCCAAGCCAUUUCUUAUUUGGGGAAGAAGUUCCAAAUUAUAUAGAAAAAAAAAUUUAUUUGAAAUAAUUUCUGAAGUUCAAAGCUAAAAAUGGAUAUGCUCCUUCCUGAUAUAGGGACUAAAAUUGUAGGAAAGGAAUUGUUUCUUUAGAAACAACCUAUGGGAGAGUUCUUGGAAUGUAAAGGGCAUGCUUUUUAUGUUAUCCAAUACUCAACACAAGUCAAAAGCCAAGGCCAAUGCAAGUUUGAAAAGGAAAAAUAAAUUAUUUUUCCAGGUUUUCACUUAGGCAUAUACUAUUUCUAACUGCUUCAGGCAUUCUAAUCUGACCUCAAAACAGAGAGAAAUUUCAAGUCUGCUAUUAGCCUGCUGUAGACACUGUUAGCCACUGGGGAAAAUUAUGUGGAGUUACACUGGUGGCAUCAGAUAUCUUUUCCUCAAAAUUGAGAGUGAGAAGGUACAAUUGGGGAAAAAAAAAAAACACAAAUAAACACGGUAUAAACACACAUGGAAAUGCAUCUGUGU